AAAAUGAAGAACUUCCCUCACAGACAGGAAACCCUUGAACUUGAAAGUGUUUGAAGCACCAGCAAAGAGAAUUAACGUUUCAUUGAAGAUGGAAAUUGGUUCUGAGUUGGAAAAAUCAAAUGUUAAAGCCCCAGAGGAAGGCACUUCAAUGCAAAUGGAUUCCCAGGAAUCCUUGGAAACAAAGGGAGACACUGAUGAAAAAGAGAAGCUUGCUGAUUCUAUGGACAAAUUAAACAUUGAGUCAUCUUCAAGCGGUUUCAAGAGAAAACCAGUUAUUAUUAUUGUUGUUGGGAUGGCAGGGAGUGGGAAGACAACAUUCCUUCAUAGGCUGGUUUGCCACACUCAAGCUUCGAAUAUUAGGGGUUAUGUGAUGAACCUUGACCCUGCUGUAAUGACCCUUCCAUUUGGUGCUAACAUUGAUAUAAGAGACACGGUUAAAUACAAAGAAGUGAUGAAGCAGUUCAAUCUUGGACCUAAUGGAGGAAUCCUUACAUCUCUCAACUUGUUUGCCACCAAGUUUGAUGAGGUUAUUUCAGUGAUUGAGAGGCGAGCAGAUCAACUUGACUAUGUUCUUGUGGAUACUCCUGGGCAGAUUGAGAUUUUUACUUGGUCUGCUUCAGGAGCUAUCAUUACAGAAGCAUUUGCUUCAACUUUUCCUACUGUUGUCACUUAUGUAGUGGAUACACCUCGUUCAGCAAGUCCAGUUACCUUUAUGAGCAACAUGCUUUAUGCUUGUAGCAUCCUUUACAAGUCACGGUUGCCUCUUGUAUUAGCAUUCAACAAGACUGAUGUUGCACAACAUCAGUUUGCUUUGGAGUGGAUGGAAGAUUUUGAGGCAUUUCAAGCAGCAAUAAGUUCAGAUACUUCAUACUCGUCAACUCUAACUCAGAGCCUCUCCCUCUCUCUUGAUGAAUUUUAUAAGAAUUUACGAUCUGUUGGAGUGUCUGCAAUUUCCGGUGCUGGAAUGGAUGAAUUCUUUAAAGCUAUUGAAGCUAGUGCAGAGGAAUAUAUGGAAAAUUAUAAGGCUGAUCUUGACAAGAGACGAGCAGAAAAACAACGUCUAGAGGAAGAACGCAGGAAAGAGAGCAUGGAUAAGUUGAGGAGGGAUAUGGAACAAUCCAGGGGUGAAACUGUUGUCUUGAGUACCGGUUUGAAGGACAAAGAUGGAAGAAGAAGGACGAUGAUGGAUCCAGAAGAUGAAUUAGAAGAACAAGAAGAGGAAGAUGAUGACUAUGAGAGGUUCACUGAAGAAGAGGAAGAUCUUAUAGACGAGGAUGAAGACGAAGAAAUUGCCAGGUUCUCCUUCUAACAAAUGUUUAGCACUGGCAGGUUUAGCAGCACAAAAAGGUUUCAUGAUGGCAGUAAAUUCUCUUAAACUAAACUUUGUUCAGUAUUGACUGAACUAUUGAGCAUUUUUGGAUGAAAGUUGUAGUUAUUGUGUUUAAGUUAGUGUUAUCCCCUGUCAAAAGAAGAAGAAAUAGUACCAUUGCUUGCAAGUGCUUUGUAUAGUUUAAUUAAUCACAAGAACCUUAGCAUAAGUGUUAGCUUUAUCAUCUGAUCUAACUUAAUAAAUAGGGGUUGCAGAUC
Theobroma cacao (cacao) is the source of this 1587-nucleotide messenger RNA. RefSeq names its product P-loop containing nucleoside triphosphate hydrolases superfamily protein (gene QQT2). Gene Ontology annotation, molecular function: GTPase activity. NCBI's taxonomy places the organism in Eukaryota, Viridiplantae, Streptophyta, Magnoliopsida, Malvales, Malvaceae. The record is from RefSeq and is a predicted model, not a curated record.